AUGAAGCUUUCAACUAUUAUAUUAGCAUUAUCAACUACGGUAGCCACAGUCACAGCACUUGAUCUUACUGCCGCAUUUCAACAAUUCCAAUCGCAAAUAAAUGCCGCAACCGCAGGAGCUUCAGAUGCUUUAGCUUCCGCGAGAUCAGCACUUUCAGUUGCCCAAUCCGAAGCAUCCACCAAUGCACAGGCAGCUAGUGCAGCUUUGGAAUCGGCUCAAUCUGCAUUAUCUGUCCAAUUAGCUUCUGGCGAAUCAAAGGCUACUUCUGCAAAAUCGGAAGUAUCAGAGAAGGCAUCUUCAGUAAAGUCGGAAGUAUCUGCGGCUACUCAUACAGGUACUGAGACAAGUAAGGCUGAUGCCGCGGCUAUGACCUUGGGUAUUGCCGGUGUGGGUGGAUUGGCAGCUUUGGCUGGUAUUUUGAUGUUAUAG
Hemisphaericaspora subhashii is the source of this 429-nucleotide messenger RNA. RefSeq lists its product as uncharacterized. The record is from RefSeq and is a predicted model, not a curated record. Bases 1 to 429 code for a protein of 142 amino acids. NCBI's taxonomy places the organism in Eukaryota, Fungi, Ascomycota, Pichiomycetes, Serinales, Debaryomycetaceae. The transcript has a single exon.